This is a messenger RNA of Poecilia reticulata (guppy), 6595 nucleotides long. NCBI's taxonomy places the organism in Eukaryota, Metazoa, Chordata, Actinopteri, Cyprinodontiformes, Poeciliidae. The record is from RefSeq and is a predicted model, not a curated record.
CAGAGUUGUCAAAAACUUCAUGAUUCAAGGAGGCGACUUCACAGAAGGAACUGGAAGAGGAGGGGAAUCAAUAUAUGGUGGCUACUUUGAAGAGUGGUCUUUUGCAAAAUGAGAAGGUAAGAAAUGUGCACAGUUCAGUAACACCAUGCCAACAUAGUCAUCACAACAAGGUCUGACCCAAAAGUUUACAUGCCCUGACACACUUUCCAUUCAGUCAGAUAUCCCUUUUGUCCUCAAUGUUUGCCUGCAACCUGCAUUUCUAGUGUUUUUAGAUCUGAUGUGACGAAUAUAAUUCAAUUAUUGACUUGAUGACAUGAAAUAUACAAUGGAGACUGUGGAAAGUAGGACCUACUUCACUUUUGAGAUUUUAGUUGUUCUAGAAUAAUAAAUAAUUACAGAGCAUUUUUACAAUGUAAUACAAUCAUUUCUCAGUUUGAAGCAUGUUUCUCCAAAUUAUUCCCAAGGUUUUCAAUUAAGUUUCUAUCAUACCAUCUUUGAUAAUUACACGGUUCCAACUCUCCAGUUCUCUAAUAAUGAAAGAUCAUCGAUGGUUAGUGGUUAUAUGAGGAAAAUAUAGUCUUACACUCAAAUAAGAAAAAAGUAAGUUACCAUAAAGACAAACUGUCUCAGAGGAAAACACUACAAGUUCAAGAAAAAAAGUUUUUAUAGUAGAGGCUAUGAUGUACAGGUUUGGACUGUAUAUGCAGAGAUUAUUCAGAACAAUGAUGGAGAUGUGCUUCAUUAAUCCAGAUGUAUGUUUAUUGGGUUUUUUUAAGAUUCAACCAUUUUUAAAUACACUUUUUGUCUUGCUUUGUCCUGAUUUUAAAUUCAAACUCAAGAAGUGUGAAAGAAAACCCAAAUUACUGUCAUUUUUGGACAAAUCUUUGACCUUACACCACUUGAGUCGAGCUCAGAAUCUUCUUUUACAAAUUUAAUGUUUUUAUUGUUGACGUUAUCACUGCAUGACUGAGCAGCACCUGAACAGCUAGCUCUGUUUGUUCAUGGGUUAUAUAUAAACUCAGCUAUGACAAAGCUAAUUAUUAAAAAAAUAAAAUAAAAGUUCUUCAUUUUAAAUAAAAAAAAACUUAACAUGAAUAUUUUAUUUUACAUUUCUGGGAAUACUAAAUUGCAUUUCCAGGCUUACAAACAUUACUGACAUUGAUUGAUUUAUAUAAAGUUAAGAGAUUACAAGUCUUCUAAAGGAAUUUGUUUUUUAUCUUUUAGAGUGUAAGUAGGAUAAUUUUACUCUAUAGAAUGUAUAUUUUAUUUUCUAACCUAAACAUUUAGACUUUUAGCAAGUAUCAGGUUUAUUAACGACAUCAACAGAAACUGACAAACUUCCUGUAAAUAUCUUUAAACUCACCAAACCACCAGUUUGAAACUUUAGAAAAUUAUUUAAACAUUUGGGUCCAUAGAAACCGAGGAGAAACAAGGGUUAUGUUUUAUGGUUAAUUAUUACUUCUUUUUUUUUUAUCUCCAAAAGUAUUUCUAUUAACACUAACUGGGGAACACCCUCUGAAACUCUGAUUCCCCUCUGUCUGUUCCCAGAUGAGAAUUUCAUUCUCAAACACGACAAAGCCUUCCUGCUGUCCAUGGCCAAUCGUGGGAAGAACACCAACGGCUCCCAGUUUUUUAUGUGAGUAAGACUCAAUUCAUAUAAAGCACAACUUUCAUUCCAACUGAAGCUCUGUCUUAGUCUUUACUUCCUGACCCUUGCCCUGUUACGACCCUGCAGAGUAGUAUUUGCCACCUAAAAUUCCCUCUCUCUGUAUGUGUGUUAGAUUUCAAAGUGUAGAGCAACAUUGGAUUCGUUCUUUUUUUACCUACAAAUGUGUUACAUUUUUUCUCUUGCCGUUUUUGUGUAAAAUUUACAGAAACUCUAGCAUCCUGCUCUUCCAAGGUAAUGUGUCUCAAAGGCUGUGUUUCUCUCUCUCCUGACUUUUCUUUUUCAUGUUGUAGUUUUGUAUUUUCAAACAUGUAUCACAAUGCACUGUUUAUUUUUGAAAUGCUUAAGAUUCACUAAUACGUUCAGGCAGAUCACGUUAUUUGGACUGAAUCACAAAAAGGCAUAAUCGCUAUCAGUGUGAACUUUUCUUUCACAAGUAGCUACUUGUGAGACAUUAAAGAGGAUUUGUCUUUUUUUCCUCCAUUGAUUUGAUCAAAUUAAAACAUGAUUUUACAGCUUCCUACAUUUUUAGUUGAUAAUUGAACAUUUAAAGUGCAAGAUAAACCAAGAGUGGUUCUGUAUGCUACAUAUUUUUUUUGAGACUUUUUUUGUUUUUAUUCAGUUGCAGCCUCAUGUUGUGUGAGUGAUUUGUUUUCUCAGUUAUCAAUGUUUUCAUUUUUUUUCAUGAACCCUUCACUGUCACUGAUUGACUCAACUGGAUUAACCACAAACAGCACCACUAAAAUGGCUCCUCACCUGGAUGGCGUCCAUGUUGUCUUCGGCCUCGUCAUCUCUGGGUUUGAAGUGAUAAAGAAGAUCGAGGGACUGAAGACUGAUUCGGCUAGCAGACCAUACGCUGACGUGAGAGUGGUCGACUGUGGACAGCUGAUCACAAAGUCUGCAAAUGAUGUGCUUGAGGGCAAGCGGAAAAGGACUUCAUCCAUCAACUCCAAUGACUCCAAUUUUUCAUCGUCUGAAAGUGAAUCAGAAGAAAAGCUCAAACAUCGAAAGCGACUGGCAAAAAGUAAACCAUCUAAAAAGAAAAGGAAAGAAGGAAAAAAGGCCAAGAAAGCUGAAAAUGUACCUUCUAAUCAAAGGUCUGCAGAAAAAGAGACGGCAGAAGGUGAGAGUAAACCUGAGGAGGAGAAGGAAACGGGUGGGAAGAGGGAGAAGCCUGUUGUUCGGCCUGAGGAAAUCCCACCUGUGCCAGAGAAUCGCUUCCUGCUGCGACGGGACAUGCCAGCGCAGGAGGACAAAACAGAACCUCUUGAGAAAGAAGAAGCUGGUCCUUUAGCUGAACAAAAACCAGCUGUGACAAAGUCUGGACGGAAGAUCAGAGGCAGAGGAACAAUUAGAUAUCACACCCCAACCAGAUCUAAAUCACGCUCUACAUCUGUUGAAGAGCGUGGGGGCAGUGAAACUCCACCACACUGGAAAGUGGAAACAAAGAGAGCCAAAGUUUUUCCUCCCCAGAGCCCGGAAAGGUGGAGCAAAGGAGACAAACUUAAAGAGCGUUCUUCAAGCAAGUGGGAUAAUAGAAGCAAAUCUCCUCAGUCCCACUCUGGAGAACUUUCCUCAGACCAAAGCUCUGAGAGGUCAAGCCAGCACCGGCUUCCCAAAAAAAAGAAAAAAGCCAAACACAAGAAGAAAGCCAAAAAGCGCAAACAUGGCAAGAAGAAAUGCUCCAAGAACAAAUCUCGAGAACACUACGAGUCGGAGGGUGAAAAAUCAGCAACGUCUGCUAGGAGGUCCAGAUCCCGAUCGGCGACCCGGUCUCCCUCAAGUGAACAUCGUUCUUCUGGCAGGAGAAGGCAGAGAUCCUCCCUGUCUUUUUCCAAAUCUUACUCCAGGUCUUACACAUCCAGUCGAUCCAGAUCACGAGGAAAAUCCAGGUCUUAUUCGCAGUCCAGAAGCUUCUCUAGAUCACGAAGUCGAUCUUUAUCUGGAUCCAGGUCUCGGUCUUAUUCUCAGUCCCGGUCAAGAUCACGGUCAAGGUACAGAUCAAGAUCCCGGUCAUCUUCUCAGUCCAGGUCAAGAUCAGGGUCUAGGUACACGUCCAGAUCCCGAUCUUUGUCCUCUAGAAAAAGGAGUUUUUCCAGAUCUCCAAGGAAGAGGAAGACAACCAAACUCAAAAUGGAUGCCAUGAUGCCUGUGACUGGGAAGGCCCAAGAUAAAAAGAUUACACCUGUUCCCAUACUGCCAGCUCUCCCAGUAGCUGAAACGGUUCCUGUGAUCCCACUGAGUGACAGUCCUCCUCCUUCUCGCUGGAAACCAGACCAGAAGCCCUGGAAGCCCUCCUACAUUCAUAUUCAAGAAAUCAAAGCUAAAGUUAUGCACAGUAAGCCCCCUACCGCUGGUCCGGCAGGGGACGGCUUCUCCAAAAAAACUCGCACACCAAAGUCCAUACCAGAAGAUGUUGAAGAAAAGUCGGCUCACAAAACAUCCCACGGUGGGUCCUCCAGAAGCAAGUCCAUCAGUCGCUCCAGGAGCCGAAGUUCUAGCAGGUCUAGGUCAAGAUCGGCUGAGCCGUACCGGAGCAAGUCGUCAUCCUGCGACAGAUCAGACUCUGAAAAGGACCAAAAAGGAGGAAGCAGCCAGAAGAAUUCAUUAGACAAAGAAUGGAAGGAGUACUACAGUUCUCUCAACAGAAUAAAAAAUUUAGAUAAGUUUAUUUUGGCCAACAAGAGUCAAGACGGACUCUCGGGUUCAGGAAAAGAAGUGAGCAGUGAGCGUAGCCCAGAUUUGAGUGCCUCUUUGGAGAACAAAAGAGAGAGGGGAAACUCAGAAGAGCCAGAAGCAAAACGUUACUCUUCACUGGCAGACGAAAGCUUCAAAAGCCGCUCUGAGUGGGAUAGUGACAGCGACAAAGCUACCCAAAGCAACGCGGCAACUGAGGCGCAAGUGGUCCAGUCCAGCACUAUGCUGGCGACCGGAUGGGAUUCAGACAGAGAUUCUGAGAAUCCAGCAGACCAAAAAACGUUUGGUUCUGAAAAAGAGGAAGGAGAAGCGAGUUCUGAAUCAGACUAUGAGGCCUUGAAGAAGACGUCAAAAGCAGUGACCGAGCUAGGUUAUAAAGUUGCUGCUGCGGUAGCGGCCGCUUCCUCCUCUUGUCCCUCAGAUGAUGGUGCUCAUAAAGUUGUACAACCGGAGCGCAAGAAGAGCAAGAAAAAAGCCAAACGGAAGCAUAAACACAAGAGGAAAGGAGAGAGUAAGAGCAGUUCUCAUCAUGGGAAGGACAAAGCUAAAAAGUCCAAGAGAAAACACCAGAAGCUGAAAGAGACUUUCCAUUGGCAGCCGCCGUUAGAGUUUGACGAGGAGGAAGAGGAUGACGAGUCUAAAAGGGAGAGACGUAGUCCUGGUAGAGAAGUUGAAGAAAACAUGGGUGAAGACUUCAACAAAAAUAACCAAGAUUCAACUGAUUUGAAUAAGAAGCUUGUGAAAGAAGAAAAGAUUCAACUGAGAUCCAAAGAAAACAUUGAAUGCACAAAUCACUCUGACCGAGCAUCUAACCAGAACAGCGUCAAAGACCAAGAUUCUUUAGAUGAUAUGGAAAUCUGCACCCCGGAGCACAAUGUUGACAUCAUUGAACAUCCUGUUACGCCUGAUUUGUCCAACACUGCCACUAAAUUAACCCUAAAUUCUACCUCAAAAUCAUCAGAAGUGGCGAGCACUGAUGGUGCGUUGCCUCAGAGCAAAGACCAGCCAGAUGUCACUUCCUCAUCAACAACUGCUGGACCACAGGAAGAAGCACCUCCUGGCAGAGCCGUCAUAAACUUCAAGUGGAAGCCGUUAAAACGAAUGGCGGUCACGCCGGAGGUGAACGUCCAGGCCGUCACGGUGAAAAGCAAACAAAACAACGAGAACAUCCAGCCUCUGGGUACGCAGGGAGUGAAAAUGGAGAUCAAGAGUAAAAACCGAGUCCGACCGGGUUCGCUGUUCGAUGAGGUUCGUAAAACUGUACGGCUCAACCAGAGGCCGCGAAACCAGGAGAGUUCAAGUGAGGAAAGAUCCCCGUCUGUGGGGAAGGACAGAGGUGCAUCGCGCUCGCCAAAGAAGUCCAGCUCUGCUUCCAGCCACCGUUCCCGUUCCGGAGGUUGGUCCCGCUCCUACAGCAGAUCCAGAAGUAGAUCCCGUAGCUACAGCUACUCCUCCAGGAGCCGCAGCCGGAGUCGGAGAACCCGCAGACGAAGAUCUCGCUCUCGCAGCAGCACAUAUCGAAGUUACAGCAGGCAUAGUCGGUCGUACAGUAGAAGUCCCUCCAGAAGCCACUCACAUCAUCACCGUCGGAGGUCCAGGUCCGACUCCUACGACAGCUAUUCCAGUAGAAGUCGGAGCGUGAGCAGGAGACGAGGGCGCAGGCGAAGUGAGAGCUACAGGAACUCUGAGCGCCGCACACGGUCGUCCCGCUCUUCAAGUCGCAGUUCUUCCAGGCACAGGAGUCACAGCCGCAGCAGUCGCUACAGCUGAGAAGGGGACACACCGACGGCCUGCUCUCAUGGAGGGUUCUUCAUGUUUUUAUACUGUGCUAAGUUUCAUUAUGUGAGAUGAAGGGAUGAUCAUUAUGGUAAUGAAUGUGAGUAUAUCUAGACAGCAGUCAGUAGAGCAUCUAGUCACUCUGCUGAAACUUUACAUGCUUGCUAUGAGAGAGGAGUCGAAAAUAAUUAACAGUCGUAUAUUUAUGUGUUCUUUAACAUUUUCUUCUCAUAAGCUAAAUGGUGCAAUUGUUAAUCUCUUUAGAAAAAACCUUUUAAUGUGUUUGAGCAGGAAAGGGGUUACUUUUUUGAGAUGAGGUAAAAUCUGUCUGUCUUAAAGUCCUUGUUAUAAUUAGUUGUCUCUGAAUGAACAGAUGAAUGUAGAAGCUGUACCUAAAGUAUAUUAUCUCUGACAUUUGUUUUUAAUGACUUUUAUUAAAUAUCACCACCCUUUGAA